This is a messenger RNA of Phycodurus eques (leafy seadragon), 2209 nucleotides long. RefSeq names its product NIM1 serine/threonine protein kinase (gene nim1kb). Gene Ontology annotation, biological process: microtubule cytoskeleton organization; protein phosphorylation; intracellular signal transduction. Gene Ontology annotation, cellular component: cytoplasm. Bases 121 to 1428 code for a protein of 435 amino acids. Gene Ontology annotation, molecular function: tau-protein kinase activity; ATP binding; protein serine/threonine kinase activity. The record is from RefSeq and is a predicted model, not a curated record. NCBI's taxonomy places the organism in Eukaryota, Metazoa, Chordata, Actinopteri, Syngnathiformes, Syngnathidae. The transcript has 4 exons.
GUGCAUCGGAGGGCUGUGAUGGGUUAUGAUUCCUAGGUUUGGAAGUUAAUUAAAAUGGACACCACAAUUUUGUUUUGAUGACAUUCAGCAGUUUGGAAACUUGAUGAAAGCAUCAUAAAAAUGCCUGCUGGACAGAUGCGGGUAGCAAGCCCCAAACUUCAUCACAGCCUUUACAGCCUGACAGACAGCUCAGACCCUGAACAAGACGGUGAGGAAGCAGUUGGACCGCUAUGCCUUACUCCCCUGCAGAAGCUCACAACAGACAUGCACAAGGAUGACAGAAUCAUCAAGGAACUGGUCAUCGGCCGCAGGGUGGGCUUCUACAAGGUUCGAGGAGAGAUUGGUCAUGGGACUUUCUCCAGAGUCAAACUGGCUUUUCAUGCUCUGACAAAAGACAAAGUGGCCCUUAAAAUCCUGGACAAGACAAGAUUUGACCAUCAGGCCCAGCGGCUUCUCUCCAGGGAAGUCAGCAGCAUGAACUCCAUGGAGCACCCUAACAUCAUCCGUCUCUAUGAAGUGGUGGAGACGCCAAGUCGCCUCUACCUGGUGCUUGAGUACGCCGGUGGAGGAGACCUCCACAACAAGAUCUGCAAUGAAGGAAAACUUGCUGACAACACCAGCAAGAUCACAUUCUCACAGAUCCUCUCUGCCAUUAAAUAUAUGCACAAUAAUAACAUCAUCCACCGGGACCUGAAGGCAGAGAAUGUUCUGUUCACCGGCAGUGGCUGUGUCAAGGUGGCAGACUUUGGAUUCAGCACGCAGAUUUCCAACCGCAAUGAUGCCCUCGACACCUUCUGCGGCUCACCCCCAUAUGCCGCCCCGGAGCUCUUCAGGGACGAGUGCUAUCUGGGCCCUCCAGUGGAUGUGUGGGCCAUGGGGGUCCUACUUUUUUUCAUGGUGACCGCCACCAUGCCAUUCCGUGCUGAAACCAUGGGCAAGCUGAGGCGCUGUGUCAUCCAGGGCGCGUACAGUAUCCCCCCGUGGGUUCCUGGUCCCUGUCAGAGACUCAUCAGGGGCAUCUUAAAGGCAGAUCCCAUUGAGCGUUAUGCUGUUGACCAGAUGCUGGGUUGUGAUUGGCUUUUACCUGUGGAAUUCCCUUGGUCGUUGGCAUCUCCGGAACCAGCAAGCCCUGUGCAGGGCCUGUUGGAUUCUGAAAGUAGGGACCUUGUGGAGGAGGAGGAGAUGGAGGAGGUCCGUUGCUCACUAGAGAAGCUCGGGUUUACCUCAGCACACCUACGGAACAAUCGACAAAAUGACCGCCGCACCCCUGAUGCAGGGGUCUAUCGAAUCCUGCUGCACCGAGUGCAGAGGAGGAGGGGCUGCGACAGCCUGCCGGUGGUCCGAGGGAUGGUGAGCGACCCCAAGCGGGAGGGACUUAGAGCAUACAGGGGCCUCAGGCACACGUCCAAACUCUGUGUGCUUUCAUAAUAUGGUAUGCAGGUCUGCUUAGGCUGUUUUUAUUAUACCGCUUUUGUAGUCGCAUUGAUUUAAAUACUGUUUUCAAUUUCCCCCUAUCUUUAAUUACCCACUCGACCAAUCACUAGAACACAUUAAGAGAGCAAGUUUUCAGUUUUCAGCCAGCUUAACCCUUUUGUAUAAGCAAUGUAUUUAAAAGAAUGAUUUCACAUUGACAGCACAUUAUUGUCAAACUCAAAUAAAUGUUUGCUGUCGCGCUCUACAGAAGAAAAGUAAAUGAAAUGGUCACUUUGGUAAUAUUUCAUAUUUAUGCAAUAUUUCCUUGCACUGAAAAAAAAACAGCAAUGAAAUAAUACAAAGCUUGAGUGUAUCUUUUUUUAAAAAACAAUAACAAAAAUAUGUGCCUGGUAAAAGAAGAUUGAGUUCUUGUGCAUCUUUGGAGAUGUAGGAGAAUUAUAUAUGAGUGUAUGUGGGUGUGUGCGGCGGCAGUUUCUUGUAUGUGCGGCUGCACUGGGUGGCAUUUCUGCGGGGCAGUAACCCGCCUCCCAAAAAUAAAAAUGCUCCGUAAAAUGGUUUUCUUUUGGCAAAAUGUGAACGAUUGCUGUUUGUAUGGAGAAUUUGUAUCUCCUUGUGCAGACAUUAUAAGGAGUCUUCAAAAUUUUGCUAAUAAAUGUUGACGUGAGAUGUUAUCAACGAUUGCAAGUUGCAAUGUUCUUUACAUUUUUUAUUUAAUUCAAUUGACGUUAAUUUUCUUCGAACAAUGCCAGUAGUGUGUAGGUCAACUGAAAGUUGA